Molecule: messenger RNA, 1656 nt
Organism: Portunus trituberculatus (swimming crab)
Lineage: Eukaryota; Metazoa; Arthropoda; Malacostraca; Decapoda; Portunidae
Exons: 9
Coding region: 1-1656 (551 amino acids)
Cellular component (GO): membrane
Molecular function (GO): glutamate-gated receptor activity
Source: RefSeq, a predicted model, not a curated record
AUGUACAAAGUGCAGGUGGAAAGAGUGAGCCACAUGCAGGAGCUUCAUCUGCCUGCACGCUCCCCUCAGGUCACCACCCGCAUGGUCACCCAGACACCUGGUGAGCUCCUGCUGACCCGAUGCAGGACAUGGCAUCACCAGAGACAAUAUAUAAACUCGUGUGCAAGAAAAUGGAACACUCUGUUGGCCUCACAGGAGAUAAACCUCAGUGACACAAACACUCAGACAUUUAAAGUGCAACGCGAGGAACUGCAUGGGAUGUCUCUGUUCCACCCACACUCUCUGGGUACCUUGAGGCUCUUCCUCCUCGCUGCUGUCAUUUGCCUACAGGAUGGGGCAGCGGGCGGCACCACGCACCUGGAGGGCGUGGUGAAGCGCGUGGCCAAGCACCACCUGGCGCAGUGUUACCUGGUGGUGGUGACGACGGAGGAAGGAGCGGCGGCCCUUACCCCUGUGGCCAGAUCCCUGUGGGAAGUAUUUUACCCAUUCCUGUGGGUGGCCGUGGGUGCCGCUGCCACUCCUGCCUCCGUGGUGGAUGGUCUGCGAGAGAGGGACCCUCGCUUCAGUUGCCGAGCCUUCCUGCUGGAUCUGUCACGGCCUGCUGACUCCAUACACCAACUGAAGUUCUUGGAGGAUACACACUUGCAUUUGUGGCCGGAGACAAGAGUGGUGGGUGUGGGGCCGCCCCUAUCCGCUCCUGCUGACACACGUACACUCUUGACGCAUCCAGCCUUCCGCAACACUCCACACGUCCUGUACUUCGCCCUCCACGCCCACGACGAUCCGCCGGAUGCCCAGAAGUCUGGAUUGAUCCCUUGGGGAACAGAAGAGAGCUGUGGUGCCGUAGUGGAGGAGGGAUGGCAAGAGAGAGGUGUUCCCGCGGGGGCUUGUGGUGAAGGAGGGAGUGUCGAGGUGUUUCGUCGAUGCCUUUAUUGUCUGGCUGGUGAGGCGGCCGUGCUCCUGGUGACCCGCUGGCGUGGUGGUGGUGGUGGCGGCGGUGGUGGUGGUGACUCUUCUGUUGAUCUCUUCCCUGAUGAGUUCGGAAACCUAGCUGGCCAUCAGUUCCGGAUCGUGUCAAUGGACUGGUACCCGUUCCUCUCCUUUCGCCGGGACUCCAACGCCUCGGACACCACAGUCACGCCCCUGGACUCCCUCGACUUCAGGAUGCUCACUGCCGUCUCCAGCGUCUUGAACUUCACGUACGAGAUGCGUGUGCCGUGGGAUAACCAGUGGGGUGUGUCGCAGGAGGACGGCAAUUGGACGGGCACGGUAGGGACGCUGCAGCACCACGGCGCGGACUUUUCCAUGCUGCUGUCCUGGCUACCAUCUCGCAUGGCCGUGGUUGACUACUCCCGCGUGUACAUCUCGGAGCCUCUUGUCAUCGUCACGAGCAAACCAGGCCCUCUCCCGCAGAUCUUCGCCCUCGUCAGACCCUUCCCAGACGUGUUAUGGGCGGCUGUGGUGCUGGCGAGUUUGGCAGCGGGCGUACUGAUGUGGGCGCUGGAGGAGGCGUGGUUGUGGGCGUGUGGCGGGGAGGGUGCAAGGGACCUAAGGCGGCGUGGGCUGAGCGGAUCUCUGUUGACAGCCUGGCGAAUGCUGCUGGAGGAUCCCGAACCUUGCAUGCCCUCCUACAUGACGGCAUCGCACACUAGUUAA